This is a messenger RNA of Mesocricetus auratus (golden hamster), 1353 nucleotides long. RefSeq lists its product as uncharacterized. The record is from RefSeq and is a predicted model, not a curated record. Lineage: Eukaryota; Metazoa; Chordata; Mammalia; Rodentia; Cricetidae.
AUGGAAGAUCCACCAGCAACACAAUCAAAAAACUUCAGAGCCUUCAGGAGGGAUGAGGACCUGGAAAGUUCCAGCAGCAUCAUUUUCUCAUACAAAGAGGUAGAAAAGAAACACCAGAAAGCCUCUGAUGGGCUUCAUGGAGCUCCUCAGCCCAGAAUCCAGUGUCAGGUACUGUUGGAGGGAGAAGAGGCCAUGGGCAUUGCUACAGUCAGUGAAGGGACUUUUGACAACACAGCAAAGCACUUGGAUAGCACAGAUCAGAAAUCUUCACACAGCAGUCCCAGGAUAUCUAGGUCACAGGACCAAGACAAGACCCAAGAAGACCAGAGUAACAAAGCCAAGAAAACUGGAGAGCUGAAGCCACCUUGUCCCAGAGUCAAGGUAGAAGACAAGCUCAGCAUCACCAAGACCAAGAGGAAGAGGAAUCCACCUGAACUCAGUCAUGACAGCUUUAAGAAGCCUCUAACUCACCUCGGCAUCCACAUGCUGGAGGCCGUGCAGUUCUUUUACCCACGGGGAAAGAAGAGUGACAAGAAAACGAGGAUCUCCUGCUUUCAGUCUCUGCCAAACUUCAGCAACAACCAAGAUGCCAGGACAGGCCCAGCCACCACAUCACACCUAGAUGUGCCAUGUGAUGGCCCAGGGCUUGCUAACACCCCAGGAAAUGCUCAGAGAUCAGAGAUCAGUGCUCACAAGGAGUGUCUACCUCCUUCCCCGUGUAAGCUGCCCCCACCUGGAAAGGUCAAGUUAGUACCUCUGCGCUUCCCAGACUUGGGCAAGACUCAAGCCAGACAUUUUUCCAGAAAGCUUCUUUCCCUGACUUCAGGCAAUCCCACUGCAGCUUAUGCUGUGAGGCCACAUUCCCACUUGGCUCCAGCUACCACACUCAAUUCAUCCCAAGCAGCUCCUGCCAGCAAAUCCUUGACGGCCUCUGAGAAGACAGCUGUGCUGACUGCCAACAGUGCAACACGACAUAACAUAACCAACAACUUCCAUUAUUGCACAAUGCCUCGACCAGCUGUCCGUGGCCUGACACCUACAGAGCAUCAUCUCAUCCUUCACUCCAGAGGGAGCUUGUCUCUGCUGCCAGGAUCAAGGCCCCAUCACCUCCCAAACCUCAAACCCAAUACAUGCUGCAAGACUUCACCUGCCAACCACUUCCAUGGAGGAAAGCAGACAUUCCAGGGCCAGGCAUCUCAUAGCCCAUCACAGCAGAGCAGAGGCCAGAGAGGGAGCUGGGCUCAACAGGAGCAACAGAAUGCUGCCAAGUGGUCCUCUCAGAACAAACUUCUCGUUUUCCUUCACAGGGAAAAGGAUAUGGAAAUUGUUCAAUAUUAUGGCUAUGCAAUGUAA